CUUGUCUCUCCCAGCACCCUUCACUCGUGUGAGAGAGAGAGAGAGAGAGAGAUUCUCUCUCUUCCUUUCAUUUUCACUGUCUAUGGCGCAUGUUUUAUCUCUCUAGCAUUUGCCUUGCGUUGCACUCUCUCAAAGAUAAUACCCUUGUGCUCAUUAUGCUUUAAGGCUAUUGCUCAAGUUCUUCUGAUCAUUUUUUGCUUUCACCCUUCAACUUUCCUUGAUUCUUUCUCAUUUAGUUAGUGACAGAUUCAUCGUUUCUUAAUUUGGGGUUUCCCCCCUUCUGCCAUGGAUUCUUUCGAAGCUUUCAGCUGAAGAGAUUCGUCGACAUGGUUGCUUCUCCCUGCUGCUGCUGUUUGUUGGGUUUUUAUUUGCCUUCGUUCUUCUAAGAUCUGGUAGGGGCAGAAGAUCUCAGUUUCCUGAAUCAAUUUCUUUUUCUUCUGUCUAAACUGAUUUUUUAUGGGGAGUUUGCCUUUUUUCAAACUGGAUUGUUGCAAGAUCUGUGGAUCAUACAAUGGGGCAAGAUACAGAAUUGGACUUCGACAGUAUUUGCUCUGUGGAUCUGAGUCCUAACACAGUUCUACCCUCGAUCCCACGACAUUCGAGCAUUAAAACUAGAAGCUCAAGAAAAAAACACAAGCAUAAAGAUUUUGUAUUGAGUGUGAAGGAUGAUUUUACCGAGAUUAGAUUCGGUGGCAGCCGUAGGUCUCGAAAAAGCAAUUCAUCUAGCCUAGUUGAACUAGAAGAUAAUGAGCAUAUAGGUUUUGAAUUGAAUGUAAAGGAUGAUUUCACAGAGAUUAGAUUUGGCAGCGACCGAAGUUCCCGUAAAGGCGAUUCACCUUGCCUAGAUGAAUUGGAAGAUGAUAAAGUGCGCAAACGGGGUUCGAAGUACCAAAGCUAUGAAGAUGUAGGUAAUAUAGAAGGGAUGAGCAUUCAAGGGGAAAGGAGAAAGAUAGAAAUUUCUCAUGACAAUAAGAUCUCUUUGUCUUCUGGUAUUGUCGAUUCUUUGUGUAGUUCAGAUGAGGAAAAACUAGAGAGGAGAGAUAAUGUAUUAUCUUUGAACACAAAACUGAAUCAAUCAUCAGUUAGUAAGGCUUGCAUACGCCCACGUUCAUCGGAUAGCUUCCUUGAGAUCUACUUAGGUUCCGAGAACAGUGAAGCUCUAUCAAAAGAUUCAAGCAAUCAGCUCGGAAAUGUUACAGGCAUUAGACCUCUUCACAAUGGCAAGAAACUUUUCAAGAGAGACAAGGUUUACGCAUUGCAGAAGUCGCUCUCUGCUAAGGUAGAAAUGCCUAAAAAUCAGCUUCCGUUGGAGAGUGAUCUACGAUUUAGACACGGCCAAAAGGUUCGUACAAGCCCUUUCAGGAAAAUAUUGGAUCCGUUUAUGAAGUCUAAAUCUGUUAGAAGUCGUUUCAGUCAUGCAAUAGAAGCUGAUGGAGAUAAAGCUGUUAAGACAAUUGACUUGCAGAGAAACGAGACACACAGAAAGGCGAAGAGUUCAGAUUGUGAUUCCCAUUUUUCGAAUAUUGAUAAUCGUCAUAAUGUUGUUGCAUCUUCGCCCGUACAUUUACAUGGCUCUCUCAAGUUGGAAAGAAAACAUGGGAUGCCAUUUUUUGAGUUCUCUCAGAGCUCUCCCGAAGAUGUCUACGUAGCCAAGACGUGGAAGACGGACGAUGCUUUUAAAUGGGUAUACACAUUUCAUACCCAAGAUCAUCAAAAGAAGAGCAAUGCAAGUAAUUUUGGAUUGAAUCAUAGCUGUAAAAACUCCUUAAUGGUGGGUCAGAUGCAAGUUUCCUGUUAUUUAUCCUCUGAACUUCGAGAUGGUGGUUUUGACAACUCGAUGGUCACAGAAUUCGUUCUGUACGAAACGGGGCGUGCUAGAAAAAGUACAGCAUCACAGGGAAGUUGCGACUUUAUCCACGACGCUGUCAAACCUCCUAAAAGUUCUAAUUCAGCCUUGGUUGAGGAAGCUUUUAGUAUGAACGAUGGGACUCUAGAAAAACCAAAAUUUCAGCAAAAACAAGCUUCUGAAAACUGUGAUUAUGGUUUUAUUGAUUCUUGCCCUUGGGAUUCAGCAGAUUUACAUCCAGACCUGGAAGCUGCAGCUAUUGUUAUGCAAAUCCCAUUUAGAAAAAGAGGUGAUAAGCCAAGCAGCAAAUUGAUCUCAGCUGUCCAAAACCUCUCUAAGAUUGAACAAAGGAAAGACGAACCUCCCCAUCACACAACUCGAGAAACGCUGAAGGUGGUCAUUCCCAUUGGAAACCAUGGUUUGCCUACUGUCGAAAGCCAUGGCCCUUCUCCGUUACUCGAUCGAUGGAGAUUGGGAGGCGGGUGUGACUGUGGUGGUUGGGACAUGGGCUGUCCUCUACUAGUUUUGGGCACCCAUAGUGCUGAAAAUCAAGCACACAAGGGGAAACAAACCUUUGAGCUUUUUCAUCAGGGAGUAAAGGAUACGACUCCAGCAUUGACUAUGAAUGUUGUUAAAGAUGGACACUACGCUGUCGAUUUUCACGCGCGAUUAUCGACGUUCCAAGCGUUCUCCAUUUGUGUUGCUAUUUUACAUGCGACUGAAGCUUGCAAUGCUGUCCAGGUGGAGGAAACAAAAGAGUUGCAGCCUUGCAAUUCUUUGAAGGUGCUUCUUGAGGAGGAAGUAAAGUUCUUGAUCGACGCAGUCACGAUGGAGGAGAAUAAAAAAGAAACGAGAACAUUGAAAGAAACACCGUCGUCGUACUUGUUCAAUCCUCCAUUUUCUCCGAUUGCUAGAGUGUAGGAUAAAUACCAACUUGAUCAGUACAGAUAUUAUGGUUGAUUCGAGUUAUGGUGCUGCUUGAUAAAGCUCAAAUGGAAGAAAUUGUACAAGGAACGUUCUCAGCAACCGCACGGGUUCUCGGAGUCGGGCGCAUUUGAAUUCUUUUGUAGAACGGAGGAAGAGGUUACUUAGAGAAGCUGAAAUGGCUAGUAGGGGAGACUUUGUGAUAGAGGGUGUCAGGACCCUUUUAUUUAUUAUUCUUCAAAAACCAAAUCCUUUUGAAUAACUUAAUAGUAAAUUGUCCAUAUUGUAAUGUGGUAGGGGGAUGUGUAGCCCAUUGUUCUUCACAUUGAACUUUUUGUACAUUAUAUUGUUAAGAGAGAGAAUGAAGGCUUGAUAUCAGUAGAAAUAUAUAUUUUCAUUAAGUUU
Molecule: messenger RNA, 3175 nt
Organism: Cucurbita maxima (winter squash)
Lineage: Eukaryota; Viridiplantae; Streptophyta; Magnoliopsida; Cucurbitales; Cucurbitaceae
Exons: 4
Coding region: 512-2767 (751 amino acids)
Source: RefSeq, a predicted model, not a curated record